This is a messenger RNA of Schistosoma turkestanicum, 843 nucleotides long. The record is from the annotation of a GenBank genome assembly. Lineage: Eukaryota; Metazoa; Platyhelminthes; Trematoda; Strigeidida; Schistosomatidae.
AUGUCAGGCUUCCAAGAAAAAUGCCGGAAACUUUAUAUCGGUGGUUUAGUAGAAAAUGUGCUCAAAGAUGAUUUAGUUCGCGAAUUGUCUAAAUGCGGUGAACUAGUCGAUGUGUGGGUCGCCAGAAACCCACCGGGAUUCGCAUUCGCCGAAUAUGUCAAAUCAUCGGAUGCCGAAAAAGCAGUGAGAUCUCUUGAUGGUGUCAACGUUUGUGGCUCACGAAUCAGAGUCGAGUUUGCUCACGGUGGUCGUACUAAAAGCGCUAUGGGGUCAGCGUUUCGUGGGGCUCGAUCAGGUGGCAGGGGUUCAUUACGACGUCGAAAUUCUCCUCGUCGCAGUAACAGAAAUUCGUCAUACGACGGUCACCGUUAUCCUGAUUACGACCAGUUUUCUUCCCUUCACUCUUCAGAACUGGCCAGCGCUGCUGCUGGCUCAGGUUUCCCCUACGGGAUAUCAGGUUAUCAGUCCAUGCUACCAUUUCUCCCAUCUGAGGAAUUCAUACGGUCCCUACAAAGUCAGUCACGUCGUCGUUCAUCUCCGGGGAGAAUUCCGUUUCCAGUGAAUCAAAGAGGACACUCUCCGAUUUCACGACGAAGGAGUCGAAGUCCACUAGGUAUUCCAGUGGGAAGACCUCGAGGCCGGAGCCCUCCAGAAUCAUAUGACGGUAGGAGUAUGAGCCGCCACCUCGAUACCCGCGGUCGUGGAGGGUACAGCGACUAUUCACGCCCUCGAAUUCCGCGGGAGCCUCGUGGAAACUAUUCACCACCUUUUGUGAGAGAGAUGAAUGGGAGACGUGAUGAAUCACGUGGACGAAGAGGCCGAGAUGAUCGUCGCCGACGUUGA